AUAUUUAAUUUGUGUAGCACUGUGCCAUCAUUCCAGUGACUACUUUUUCAUAUAUAAUUUGUGUAUCACCGUGACAUCCUUUCGGUGACUACCUUUUUUUUGCAUAUCUGAUUUGCGUAGCACCGUGCAUCUCUCCGGACUACUUUUCAUAUUUAAUUUGUGUAGUACCGUGGAUUUUUCCAAACUAUUUGAUCCUGAGAGGGGUGCAGAAGCUCCUAAUUUUCUUAACCGGAAAUCUCUUUAUCCCUUUGAAGUCUUCAGGAGGCUCAAAAUCUAUUGGAAGCUUUGAGAACUAUUGUGAUUCUUAUACAGUUGUUUGCAGGAAGUUAUUUGACUCUUGCAUGCAAAGUAUCUGGAAUGCUGUCUUCUAUGACCAUGUUUCAGAGUAUUCAUCUGCGUGGAGGAAGAGAAAACAAUGGUCACCUCCUUGUCUGAUGAUUGAAUCGAACAUUCAAGCAAUCUCAUAUGCUAAUUGCACCACAAAGCUUUCUACUGAAGUUUUGCAAGUGGAGGAAGAAUCCUUUCCCCCAGGGUUUGAGAAAAAGAAUGUGACAGUGGAUUUGCCUUCAGUUUCAUCAUCAAAAGAUUGCACCGUGGAGCGUUCUACUGAAGUUUUGCAAGUGGAGGAAGAAUCUUUUGGCUGUGAUCCUGAUUACCCCCCAGGGUUUGAGGAGAAGAACAUGACAGCAGAUAAUCCUUCAGUUCCGUCAUCAAAAGAUUGCACCGCAGAGCUCUCUACUGAAGUUUUGCAAGUGGAGCAAGAAUCUUUUGGCUGUGAUCUUGAUUUCCCCCCAGGGUUUGAGGAGAAGAACUUGACAGCGGAUUUGCCUUCAGUUUUGUCAUCAAAAGAUUGCACCGUGGAGCUCUCUACUGAAGUUUUGCAAGUGGAGCAAGAAUCUUUCGGCUGUGAUCUUGAUUUCCCUCCAGGGUUUGAGGAGAAGAAUAUGACAGUGGAUUUGCCUUCAGUUUCAUCACCUUUUAAUGAUGAAAAGGUGUUGUCGAGAUCCAGUCAUGCAACGGACCCUGAAGCUAAUGAUCGUAUGCAACCUAUCCUUGAGAGUGUAUUGGAUGAACUCCACUUGUCUACAAAGAUGUCCUUAGAAGAGUAUUUCACUAGCCUUUUGCAUGAAGAGGUGAUGGGAAAAGUUGAUUCGCUUAAAGAUGGCAUGAUAAUCAAGGUUGCUGAGGACCCAAAUAUUUUUAAUGGCGUUGCAAGUCAAAAUGAUUUUUCUGAGGCCAUUUUGGUGUCAGAAAACUUGGCUCAUGUUGAUAUUCAGAAUACUUCCUCGCGCAAAAAGUCAUUGCACCAGAACUCUAUUGAUCCAUAUGUGAUUUCUGUGUCAGAUUGGUUUUCAAGUGCAUUUCAGAAGUCUGCCGAUUUAGACAAUGCCUCCAGUAAUGGAACGACUGAUGAGCUGCAACCACCCGAUUGCGAAGCUGUUCCUGUACAAACUUCUAAAGUUAGACUUGCUAGGUCUGAUGAUUCUAUUUUGAGAAUAAUAUGGUAUGUGACCCUGUCAAAUUGCCGGGAGAGGGUACAUGAGAAAGCACUGAGAGAGUUGAAUACCAAAUUGUUGUAUCUUGCUUCAUCUAUUCUUCGGGUUCAGUUAAUUUCGGGGAUAUGGAGGUAAUCGAGAUGAAAGAGAUAAGAGUAUGGUGAAUUUCUAGCAGCAAAGGUGAAUUUUCUAUGAGUUCUUGUGACAAGAAUUCACAAGGGACGUGAAAAUAUCGGAGAAUGGCUAGAAAAAUAUAUCUAGAAAAGCAUGAGAAGGAUGACCAAGGAACCAGGAUUUUGGGGAAAUUUUCUUGGAGCUGAAGGAAAGAACCAUGAAGCUAAAUAACAUAGUCAAAGAGGCCCUAAAUCCACUGUACCUUAACAACAUUCACAUACAAGCCGAUCAAUGGCUACAGGAUUUUCAACGCACUAUUGAUGCUUGGCAGUUCACUAAUAUGUGCAUUGGGGUUGCUACUUAUUGUGUGUGAUGAGCAUUGAGGCUCGAAAAGAAAGAGAGGCAACGGAGGCAUGUAAAUUCUUCUAUAACUAUGUUAUUCCUCAUAACACUUCUCAGCUCUGAUGUUGAAUCUUUAAUCUGUGCUUUAUAGUAUCUGGAAAGAGGAGAGUGCAAGUAUGAUAGCAAGGCCUUAAAACGUCUUCACAGUGAGCCACUAUUGAAUUUUGAUUGCAUCUCUUUAUGGGAAUGGAAACAACACAGGUUAUAUAAGAAAGUUAACGGGAAGUAAGGUAGCUGGUAAACAGAAGAAGUUUCCUUUCUCGCUAUGUUUUCUUCUCUCUUUCAGAAGAGGAGAAGACUGCUCGUGCAGUUUUAACUAGAGUGAAUAGUGUUUACAUCCAAUCCUGACAAGGUGAAUAAUAAGUAUUUUCUUGAGCCUGCUUCUUUGGAAAAGAUAGUCUGGUAAGGACUUUGGUUCAUUUAUUUCCAGCUAGGGUCUUUACCAAGAUACAAUUACCAAUGCACUAAAUUUUAUAUCCCAGAGGAUACAAUUUCAAAAUGGAUAAGGCUACGUAUAAUAUUUGUCAUAAAGUGUGGAAAAUUCCUGAAAUCAUGGGUUCUGGAGAAGUUCUGCGUUGCCUCAACAUUGUUUGAGUUCUUCAUUUCUGUGAAGAAUUGAAAAGGUUCUACAAUAACUUUAGCAUGUCCAAAAGUAAGUCAUUGUGAAGUACUCCAAGAAAUAGGUGACUGGUGAAUAAAAGAAGAUUCAGGCAAAGACUAUUGAUCUAUGUCUAAAAUGUUUGAUUAUGGAAUUGUCUUGUGCACUUAAAUAUUACUAAUUAUGCAUAUAUUCACUUGGAUAUUGUCGGUUUAAACUUUAGUAUGUAUUAGUGUUGAUUUUAUCUGUCUUGAUGUAAGAAUAAAUCAAUAUUAUUUAAAGAUAGUAUAUGAGUUUAUCCUUUUUGCA
This is a messenger RNA of Solanum tuberosum (potato), 2919 nucleotides long. RefSeq lists its product as uncharacterized. Lineage: Eukaryota; Viridiplantae; Streptophyta; Magnoliopsida; Solanales; Solanaceae. Bases 342 to 1631 code for a protein of 429 amino acids. The record is from RefSeq and is a predicted model, not a curated record. The transcript is spliced from 10 exons. Gene Ontology annotation, cellular component: Set1C/COMPASS complex. Gene Ontology annotation, molecular function: histone H3K4 methyltransferase activity.